This is a messenger RNA of Schistosoma rodhaini, 876 nucleotides long. Lineage: Eukaryota; Metazoa; Platyhelminthes; Trematoda; Strigeidida; Schistosomatidae. The record is from the annotation of a GenBank genome assembly.
AUGUGUUGGAAGGGUUCAUCUUUGAUGUGUGUCAAGUGUCUAUUGUUGUGUUUGAAUGUCAUAUUUAUACUUGUUGGGCUAUCGUCUAUCGUAAUAGCCUGUUGGGCCUUAUUUUGGCCUCAAAUAUUUUUGGAUAUUAUGGGACCUCAUUUGUUAAGAAUAUCAGCAUAUUCAACUAUAUCCAUUGGAGGAGUUAUUUUGCUACUCUCAAUUUUAGGAUGCGCAGGUGCUGCACUUGAAAAUCGCUGUAUUUUGGUUACGUUCUUCACAUUACUUUGUGGCUUGUUCAUGGCUUGUCUAGUUAUUGGAACUCUAACAACUGUUUUCAGAAGAGACUUAAUUAUACUCAUGGUUAAUCGGAUGAGUGUUGCCGUGCAACAAGAUUAUGGAAAUUCAGACUUCUGGACAGAGCUACUCGACCUUCUUCAGUCAAGGUUGAAAUGUUGUGCUGUUGAAGAUAAUCAGGCAGAUUUAUAUCUUCGUUCUGUUUGGUAUUCACGUCAAAUACAUCAAUCCUCAGUAUUUGGAACAAAUUCAAUACGUUUAUUAUCUCAAGAAUAUGAUAAUAAUUUAGGAAUACCAAGUGUGGUAAAUGUUCCUGUAUCAUGUUGUGUAUAUUCAUUGGAAACUAAAGAAUUUUCAAAUCGUACCGCUUGUCAAAUUGGUUCUUUAAAAUCUAAUUUAAAUCCAUAUCUCAAUCCUCAUGGUUGUGCAAAUGUGAUUAUUGCCCUGCUGUAUCAGUAUUUCAUUCCAUUAAUUAUAAUGGUUGUUAUAUUGGCCGUAUUAAUGAUGGCUGGUUUAAUAUUAGGCUUAUUACUAUUAAGAAGUUUUUCAGUGGAUGAUUAUCCAGAGAUUAAUCUACGUGAAAAUGUAUGA